Molecule: messenger RNA, 1880 nt
Organism: Brassica napus (rape)
Lineage: Eukaryota; Viridiplantae; Streptophyta; Magnoliopsida; Brassicales; Brassicaceae
Product: dehydration-responsive element-binding protein 2A-like
Exons: 2
Coding region: 306-1316 (336 amino acids)
Biological process (GO): positive regulation of DNA-templated transcription; response to stress
Cellular component (GO): nucleus
Molecular function (GO): transcription cis-regulatory region binding; DNA-binding transcription factor activity
Source: RefSeq, a predicted model, not a curated record
UUUCAAUUUCACUUUUCCAGAACAACAGCCGCGUUUCGGGUGGUUCGAGAAGAUUCGGAGACACUCGUCAACCGGAGAAGAGGACCGAAUCAAAUAACGACACGUCACUAGUUCUCGCUCAGAUAAAUAUCAGAAAUAUCUAGAGAAGGCUAUAAAUACUCCUGGAUCCUUCUCGUCAGUAGAUAUUUUCAAUUUCUGAUAAAAGCUUAUCUUAGCCCAAAGGAGAAGACGCGAAAUAGUGAACAAGGAAGCGAUUCGUCUUGCGUAUCAUUUGAAUUUCAAUCAUCGAUCAAUAGGUUUUUUUGAUGCUUGUGGGACCAAAGAUGGCAGUGUACGAGCAUAAUAAAACUGAAUUUGAUACAACCAAGAAAAGGAAAACGAGAAGUAGGCGUGAUGGUACUACAGUGGCUGAUAGGAUCAAGAUGUGGAAAGAGUAUAACGACACUGUACAAGAGAGUCCAACCAAGAAACGGAAAGUUCCUGCGAAGGGGUCGAAGAAAGGGUGUAUGAAAGGCAAAGGAGGACCUGAGAACGGUGGGUGUAGUUUCAGGGGAGUUAGGCAACGGACUUGGGGUAAGUGGGUUGCUGAGAUUAGGGAGCCGAACAGAGGGAGCAGGCUUUGGCUUGGUACUUUCCCUACAGCUGAGAAAGCUGCGGCUGCUUAUGAUGAGGCGGCUAAGGCUAUGUAUGGUCCGCUUGCUCGUGUUAAUUUCCCUCAGGCUUCUGUUUCUGAUGUGGCGAGUACUUCGAGUCGGUCUGAGGUUUGUACGGUUGAGACUCCCGGAGUUGUUCAUGUGAAAACAGAGGAUGCGGAUUGUGAAUCGCCCAUGGCUCGUGUGGAGAAUGAUGUCCAUGAGGGUGCAGAAGAGAUGAAGAUGGAUGUUAAUGUACAUGCCGCUGUAGAUACUCCAAGCAAGGAUUGGUUGAGCGAGAUCGAACAGGAGUAUUGGACUGGGCUUCUGGAGGAGAAGCAGAAACAGAAGGAACAAGAGAUGGUUGCAGCAGGGAACUUUCAGAAACAGCCGGAUGCACUCUCUGUUUCAGAUUACGGUUGGCCUGCGGAUCUGUAUCAGAAUCAGUGGAACUCUUUGGAGAUGUUUGAUGUUUCUGAGCUUCUUGGUGAUCUAAAUGGCGACAUUUUUACAGACACGAAGCAGAGCCAAUGCCUGGGAGACAAUGUUGGAGGAGGUUUACCUGAACCCGAGAAGGAACAGCUGCAAAGCCUUGGCUCAAACUACAGAUUGUCUCCGUUGCAGCACGAGGCACAAGAUGGUAGUGACUUCUUCGAUCUGAGUUUCUUGGAUGUGAAGAACUGAGACAGUGGGGUGCAGUUGGAUGAUGUCUUUGGAUUUGUUUGAUUUGGCUUUAUCCCAGAUGACUGUUGAGACUCUUAUCUAAGUUUUUAGUGAUGUAGAGACCCUCUCAAAACUGAUAACUCCUAGAGAAUUGUAUAUACUGUGAGAUAUGUUCCAAAAAAAAAGAAAAGUAUAUACUGUGAGAUAAUGUUUCAUAUCCCUACUUAAUUUAAAAUAACAAUAUUAUCUUUUUUUGUCACAAAUAAUAAUAUUAUCGUACUGAAUGAAUUAAUGACUCAACUAAAAAUUAUUAAAAUAUGAGAAAUAAGCAAAAUUUCUUAAAAUUAUGGAGAUGAUGACAAAUAAGCAAAUUCACUUCUCAAAUAAUAGUAUAGAUAGAUAGAUAUUUUUAUUAAUUCUACAAUAUCGUUCCUAUUAAUUUCAGGACUUCAUACGAUUACUAUUUAAACAAACUUCACCAAUGUCAUUUUUAUAUACUCUCGACACAUACCAAAGCGUCAAUAAUGUUGUUUAUAACACAUUCACAUGACAAUAAUAUAAAAAUAUAACCCAAAUGUAAAAUUA